UUUUUAUUUUAUUAAAAAAUUUUCUAGGUUAGGUCUCGUAAGACUAAAAUGUGAUGCAACUGAUAUGGCUAUUCAAGCAUUUAGUGAAUCGAUUCAACAAGACAAUCGUUGUUGGCCUGCUUGGGAAUGCCUUUCGAGUUUGGUGGAUGGAUUUUAUGUGGUUAAAAUAGAAAAAGAAGUUUAUAGCAAAACUUGGCUUUACAAUUUAUUUGUCGCUGAAACAAUGUCACGUCUUUUACUUUUUGUUUGUGCAAUAGAAGCAUAUACAGACGUUUCUAAAUAUUUGGGUGCUUCUCCCUACAUUCUUUGUCAAAUAGCUACAGCACAAUCAGAAUUGCAAGAACACGAUGGGGCAAUUAGUUCUUUUCAAAAAAUUAGAAAAUCUGAUCCUUAUAGAAUUGAACAGAUGCAUUUCUAUUCCGAUUCGUUGUAUAUUCGACAAAACUUUACAGAACUUGCCUUAUUAGCAAAAUGGUUUUUUGUCAGUCAUAAAUUUAAUUGGGAAACUUGUUGCAUUGUUGCCAAUUACUACAGCGCAAAAAACAUUCACGAACAAGCUCAGGAAUUUUUGAAGCGUUCAAUAAUGUUAUGUCCGAAAAAUGCCUCUCUUUGGGUUUUAUUAGGCCACGAAUAUUUGGAAACAAAAAAUCAUCAAUCAGCGACUUCAUCUUACAAGAAAGCUACAUUAAUCGACAAAAAUUGUUAUAGAGCUUGGUAUGGAUUAGGCCAAUUACACGAAAUUAUGAAACAACCAUCAAAUGCUUUAUUUUAUUAUAAAAAAGCACAUAAAUGUCGUCCAGAUGAUUCUCGAAUGUUAAUAGCCCUUGGAGUUAUGUUCUCUAAAUUGGAUAGAAAAUCUGAUGCUGAAAAAUGUUUUAAAAAAGCUUUUCAAAUUGGGGAUGUUGAGGGAAAUGCAUUAAUUCAUUUGGCAAAGCUUUAUGAGGAUCAAAAUGAUAAGAGAAAUGCAGCAAAAGCUUAUGAGGCCUAUUUGACAUUGUACACUGAGGAAUUGGUUGGUGACUUAAGUCUAAUCGCAACUUCUUGUCGAUUCCUAGCUAGCUACUAUUUGGAACAAGCAAAUCUUGAUACUUCUUAUGAUUAUGCACAGAGAUGCCUUGAUUAUGAUAUUUCAAAGGAGGAAGGUUACCGAAUUUUGCAAUUAAUUAAAAGUAAAAGGAAGGAAACCCAAGAUAAAUUGGCUAAAGGAUCUUAUAGUUCAACACCACAGACGCAAUGCAAUUCUAGUACAAAUUACAGAACACCUUCUGAUGCACCUAGACCUAUUGGAGGAGGAGAUGAGUUAGUUUGUUUUUUGAGGGGUUUUUAUUGGGUUUCUUAA
Messenger RNA from Meloidogyne enterolobii, 1339 nucleotides. The record is from the annotation of a GenBank genome assembly. NCBI's taxonomy places the organism in Eukaryota, Metazoa, Nematoda, Chromadorea, Rhabditida, Meloidogynidae.